Molecule: messenger RNA, 1920 nt
Organism: Nakaseomyces glabratus
Lineage: Eukaryota; Fungi; Ascomycota; Saccharomycetes; Saccharomycetales; Saccharomycetaceae
Gene: GDS1
Product: Gds1p
Source: RefSeq, a predicted model, not a curated record
AUGGCUUUGGCUAAUUCAAGACCUAUGCAGAUUCCAAACAUGGAAUCUGAUCUGAUUCACAACACUACUUCGCCAGUAUUCCAACCAACCUCUCUGAUGAGUCCAUUGUCCACUACCUCGGACAUAAGUAUGAACAUGGGAAUGAACAUACCUAUGGGCAUGGCUAUGGGAAUGAGCAUUGAUCCAAACGAUGUCAACAACUCUCCUAAUAGUAUUAAUUCUCAGCUAUUAGACCAUUCUACUAAUGAUCUGAUGUCAGGGAUAAAUUCAGGUAAUGGCAAUGGAACCGAUAUGUCUAUGUCAAUGUCGAUGUCCUUGGGUCUAUCACCAGUUAGUCUCGACAUGGGUAAUGGCAUUAAAAAUAAGAAUGGAAAUAAUAAUUUGAUCACUCCACAACAGCAAGAAGCAAAUGCUAAGGCUACCGCUUCAAACAAGAAGAAAGAUUCUUCGAAAAAGGACGGCACUAACAAUUCAAAGGAUAAUAAUGGAUCAUCCUCAAAUGCAGGUCCAAACAAUAUCAUGAUUGAACUAUCAAAAAUGAUACCUGUAACAGGUGAAAGGCCUAAACCAACCGACAGAUCUGAACCUUUGGAUGAUGACGUUCUUUAUGCCGUGUUCUUGAUUCUGUGGGAAAUCGAUGCCGACCAACAAGGUAUGACAGUUAAGCAGAUCUGUGACCAUCUAUUGACCAGACAUCCAGAAAUGUCCAACUUGUCAACAAAACUUUCUAACCUGAUUUCAGCUAAACUAAACGCUUACGUUAAAAAGACUGAAAAGGGUGAAAAGACAAUGAAGUACGCAUUGUCAAGAGAAUGGUCAAACUCUUCACCAAGAAGAAUGCUGUAUAUGUACAGAGGUAUCUUAUCAGAGAACUACAAGGAACACGCCCUAGCUGCUUCUGAAAAACUAAAGAAGCAGCAGGAAUUGAUGGGAUUAUCCGCAGAAAAGAAAAAGGCUGGUUCUAUAGACUUGAGUGCGGAUUCUCCAUUAACUGACAUGAGCUCCAGCAGCGAAACCUCCAUUAACAGUGGAAUUCAUUCCAAUGGGUCUGUUGACCCAGCUGCCAUGCCAUUCUCCAAGGAUAUGAAUAACGGAUUUACUUUCAGUCCUGAUUUCAACAUUCCUUACUCAACGUCUCCAGUUUCAGUGAAUCUGAGCCCCGCUGUUGACGAGCUUGAUGGCUUAAGCCCAACGUCUACCCCAAGAAAGUUGAACAUUAGCAAGAAAAUGAACAAGAAUGAUGAAUCCACCAAGGGUAACUUGAAGACAGGGACUAAAAAUGGUACCGACAACCAAACCGUUUCCGGUCCUGCUUCGAAAAAACAGAAAAUUAAAUCAUCUUCAAGUUCUGCAAGCUUUCAGCAACUCGGUGAAAGACUAACUACCAAUGGGAAUGACAAGAACAGUAGCUCUGGAGGUCAACCAUCUGCAAAUUUAUCCUUAAACGCUAUCAGGCAUAGUGCGCAAGGUGGCAGCUCCAGCGGUAGUAAUUACAUCACAGCUGCAGCAGCUGCUCCAAGAUUAUCAAGAUCUGCAUCUAGAGGUUCGUUCAAAUCUUCAUCGCAAGCAUCGGCAAGUGCUUUAGCUGCUAUUCAAAAGGUGAUUAGUACUCAGUUACCUAUUGAAUUUUCACAAGCAAGCACACCGAGCGUAUCAAGAAGCAGCUCUAGUAUAGGAGGGUCCGCAGGUGGUAAGUCACCCACCUCCUCCACUUCUUCCGAUUCUUCUGGAGGAUCGAACAUUACAACACCUUCAGGUGAUGAAUCUACACCAAAAAACAUUUAUUGCACAAAUAAUUUUAGUUAUGAACACCCUGCUAACGCAAUGUGGUUCAAAAUUGUUAGGGAAGGAUUUUUAACUAGCGAUAUUGAUCCACCCGAGUCUUUAUCACUUGAAGACUUGGAAAAUAUAAUGAGUUGA